Messenger RNA from Nerophis lumbriciformis (worm pipefish), 1545 nucleotides. Lineage: Eukaryota; Metazoa; Chordata; Actinopteri; Syngnathiformes; Syngnathidae. The record is from RefSeq and is a predicted model, not a curated record.
AUGGAGGGGGACACGCUGCCCGCCGACCAAGGCCCAUCCGCCGCCAAGAUGAGCCGGAGUGACCCAGGCAGGAUUUUGCACUGCAAGUCGCGUCUCGACCGCUUCGCCUCGAUCGAGCCUUCGCUAUUUACUGACGUAGAGGCUCGACACUUUACGUUCCACCCUGGCCAGCCUUUCCCUUUCCAGAUGCAACGCCAGCUAAACCACCGCUACCACCAUCAGAGGUUCCCCGCCGAGGGCAGGCCCAGUUCCAGGGUCCCGACAUCCACCUCCGCGGAGGUAACGGGCGGCGUCGCUUUUGACACCCGACAACGGCGCGCCAUCAUCGGCGUGGCAGAGUCCACACACUCCGCUGUACGACAGAAGCAAGAAUCGCCAGACUGCACCUUUGGGAUCACUUCAGAGAACCGACUCAUCUUGGACGCCUUUGCCAAGGAGUGCAGUCGAGUCCUCAGCCUACUUAACAACGGACGGCUGCUCGAACCCUCGUCAUCCUUCCCCUCCACGAUCAAGACUGAGGACGGUUCUGGCACCAGUCGUUGCUCCAAGCCCGAGGAGAGCUCCUCCUCAUCGUCCAUUGAGCUAGAGGAGGAAGCGCAACAAAGCCAUUUGAACCAACAAAAGACCUCGGCUGUUCUGCGCAUUUUCACAGACUCCCUGCAUAACUAUCUGCUCUCAGGGCAGAAGCAACAACCUUGUCCGGUUUUGGGCUCAGAUGAUGAGCGCUGCCGCUCGGCGGAUCCCGGUUCUGAGGUCUCACCGCCGAGGCGCACCCUAGUGGGCUGGGGCUCUCCGACGCCGUCCGACUCAUAUGGACACCCUUCGUCCACGCUGCCAGAAGAUGAGGAAGAGGAAGAGAGCUGCUGCCCGCGUUGCUUGGAGCUGGAGCAAGAAGUUCUGUCGCUGCAGCAGGAGAACGAGGAGCUCCGCAACAAGCUGGAAGCCGUCCCAGUACCCUGUCAAAAUGUUCUUGAAUACUUCAAGAAUGUCGUCGAGUUUCACAACCAACUAGUGCCACCCAUACCAGAGGAGCCACUCACUGAGGAGGAAGAACAGCAGACAGUCUUUGAGGGAAGCAAGCAGCUGUUGGAAAACUACCCUCUCUUCAUCACCAAUAAGCAGUGGGAUGAAGCGGUCAACUCUUCCAAGAAAGACGGUCGACGGCUACUGCGUUACUUGAUCCGCUUCGUCUUCACCACCGACGAGCUGAAGUUCUCAUGUGGCCUGGGCAAACGCAAGCGCUCGGUUCAUUUGAGGGAACAGGGCCUAGAGAGACGACCACUCAACCCCAUCAAAGUCAGCUGCCUCAGAGAGUUCAUCCGCAUGCACUGUGCCUCCAACCCAGAUUGGUGGAUGCCCUCCGAAGAGCAGAUCAACAAAGUUUUUAGUGAUGCCGUGGGCCACGCUCGGCAGGGCCGCGCCGUAGGCACCUUCCUCGGGGGCGGGGGAGGUGGUGGUAACCUCCUCUAUCUGGACGGCUUUGACGGACACCUGUCUCAAGACGAGCUCUAUUUGAAAGGCUGUCAAAAUGGCCAGCUGGACUGA